Molecule: messenger RNA, 1664 nt
Organism: Vigna unguiculata (cowpea)
Lineage: Eukaryota; Viridiplantae; Streptophyta; Magnoliopsida; Fabales; Fabaceae
Product: E3 ubiquitin-protein ligase RGLG4-like
Biological process (GO): protein ubiquitination
Cellular component (GO): nucleus
Molecular function (GO): ubiquitin-protein transferase activity
Source: RefSeq, a predicted model, not a curated record
ACCUUCAUACUCGUUUCCCUUUAAAUUAUAUAAAUAUUUUCCUCUUAUCUCAUCACUAACAUAUACUUUUGUUACAUAUAUAUACCUCUAAUUCAGUUUUGGAGCAACCUAGUUGAAGAUGCCAUGGGCAACCUCUUUGGAAAAAGUAAAAAGCAUAGCAGUCAUAGUUCAAGCCAUGAUAAAGGAAGAGGUGGAAGAAUCUUCACUAACGUGACCACAAGAGGUUUACCACCCAAUUUUCCAUCGCAAAUAUCUUCUUCGUUGCCACCACCACCAAUAUUAUAUCCAUCUCUCGAACCACCUUCUUCGACGGCACCACCACCACCACCACCGGUGCGAUCACAAUCCAUUUCUAAGAAACCAAGUUUUGUGAGAGUUGACUCUAAACAAAGCUCUUCAGUCAUGGACAAGAAGCAAUCUGCAGCAAAAAAGUAUGCUCUUAUCCGUGACAACUUCUCUACCCUUGAACAGGUGACAACAGCCUUGAGGAAAGAAGGAUUAGAAUCCUCAAAUCUCAUCCUUGGAAUUGAUUUUACAAAGAGUAAUGAAUGGACUGGCAGAAUCUCAUUCAAUAAAAGAAGCCUGCAUGCUAUUGGAACUACACCUAAUCCUUAUGAGAAGGCCAUCUCUAUUAUUGGCAAGACUUUGGCUCCCUUUGAUGAUGACAACUUGAUUCCAUGCUUUGGCUUUGGUGAUGCUACCACCCAUGAUCAAGAAGUGUUUAGCUUUCACACUGAUCAUUCACCUUGCCAUGGCUUUGAGGAAGUCUUGGCUUGCUACCAGAAAAUAGUUCCCAACUUGAAACUUUCAGGACCAACUUCUUAUGCUCCUGUGAUUGAAGCUGCCAUAGACAUAGUUGAGAAAAGUCGUGGCCAAUUCCAUGUGUUGGUUAUAGUUGCUGAUGGCCAGGUUACAAGAAGUGUUAACACUGGAGAUGGAGAACUAAGUCCUCAGGAAGAGAAGACAAUUAAAGCAAUUGUUGAUGCAAGUGCAUAUCCUCUUGCAAUAAUUCUUGUUGGAGUUGGUGAUGGGCCUUGGGAAGACAUGAGAAAGUUUGAUGACAGGAUACCUGCACGCGAUUAUGACAAUUUCCAGUUUGUUAAUUUCACUGAAAUAAUGUCGAGAAACAUAAGCCCCUCGGAGAAAGAAGCAGCUUUUGCUCUGGCUGCUCUCAUGGAGAUUCCCUUCCAAUAUAAAGCAACCAUGGAAUUUGGAAUACUCGGACGUGUGACAGGAAGAGCAAAGAGAAUAGUUCCAAAAGCUCCUCCUCUACCCUAUUCAAGACCUGCACCCUCACUAGCUCGUCUUCCAACCAAUGCACCACCUUCCUCCAUUGAUGACCACAACCAAUCGGUUUGCCCUGUUUGUUUGACCAAUCCAAGAGACUUGGCCUUUGGGUGUGGCCACAUGACUUGCAGGGAUUGUGGAUACAAGUUAACGAAUUGUCCCAUGUGUCGAGAGAGGAUCACUACUCGUCUCAGGGUGUACAGUGGAUGAUUGUAAUUAAUAAAAAUGAAGCACAUUAAUUACAUAGUUUGCAUGGUGUGGAUAAGAGUCUAAAAAUUAACAUAUGCUUUGUAUGAAGAGUACUGAAAGGUGGAGUAUGAAUUGGCCACUUUCUCUGUAUAUGUAUUACGUUAAUUGUAUUUUUCUCUAGGGAUAAA